Alosa alosa (allis shad) is the source of this 943-nucleotide messenger RNA. It is a transcript of the gene commd10, whose product is annotated as COMM domain containing 10. Bases 112 to 708 code for a protein of 198 amino acids. Lineage: Eukaryota; Metazoa; Chordata; Actinopteri; Clupeiformes; Clupeidae. The record is from RefSeq and is a predicted model, not a curated record. The transcript is spliced from 7 exons.
AAUGUGACGUUGCGAAUGUCAUAUGACUACACAACAGGAAGAGCAGGAAAUGAGAAGGUGGUAUGUUUUUUUUUUUAAAAGAACCUGCAGUUAAAACAAAGACUGGUAAUAAUGGCCACUAUCAUCAAGGAAACGCUUAGUAUUAAGGAGGCAAUGACGCACAUUAACACAAUUGACAUCAGCAAGUUUUCUCGGCUCCUCUCGCGAAUCUUGCAGAAACUACAUCUAAAGACAGAGCGCCCUUUUAGUGAGGAGGAGGAGGAGAAGCUGCAGAGUGCUCUAGCCAUGGAGAAGCCUGUCCUAACUCUGGUGCUGGAGACCAUCUCUUUUAUUUUGGAACAGGCUGUGUACCACAACACAAAACCAGCCACUCUGAAGCAACAGCUGGAGGCAUUAGGCAUGGAAUCAGAUAAGGCAGACACUCUGUGCCAGGCUUGGACCACCACUGGCCCAGAUGUCAUUGAGAAGAUCCGAGAGAGAAUCUUUGCUCCUAAAAAGCUGGAGCAGGUCGGCUGGCAAAUGAGUCUGCAGAUGGGCCAGUCCAACCAGGCCAAGCUCAAGGCCCCCCAUGCUGUGCUGGAGCUUGGACUUCAACAUGAAGAUACAGAGCAACGGGAGAAUGUCCUAGUGGAGUUCAACCAUCAGCAGCUGCUGGAGUUCUACCACAAGCUAGAGACGAUACAAGCUCAGCUGGACUCGCUCACUUGAAGCCACCCCACCCCACCAUCCGCUUCAUACAGAUUAAGCAAUGAAGGCUGGGCUCUCCAUGCACUGAGCAGGGGGAACAACUGAUGGACGAUUUUAGUAUUAUGUUAAUUGUUCUUUUUCUACAAAAUUCUCUGAACACCUCUUGUUAUUUUCUAAACCUUUUUAUUGUUCAGACCCUGAAGUGGAACACAUACUUUGUGUAUAUAAAAAAAUAAAAAUAUAUGGGUUUUUUUUU